GGGAUUUACAUGAGCUUGUUUAUGCAAUAUAUUUUAUAGAGACCUACAUUGUUUGGGGGUAUAGUUUUCCUUUAGGUUAGUGCAUAAAAGGGCAGGCUGACAAUCUACUCCUCCACUCCAAUCUGCUCUCUUUGUUGUGUCUGCACCCAGAGUCACUGUUUCGGCCUGGGUGCAGACACACAGAGCGGAUUUUUAGCAAGGGAAUGGGUGAGCUUACAUUUUUGAGCUGAACACAGUGACUCUGGGUGCAGACACAACAAAGAGCAGAUAGGAGCAGAGGGCAAACUUCUUGCCUUAGACUACAGCAUUAUUGUAUACACCAAUAUCUCAAUUGCUGUGUCACCAUGUGCCGCUAGGUCAAGAGUUAACAAACAAAGCUCCACCAUCAGUUACUCAUUAGUGUGGCAGCAACCUCUGCCCCCUCCUGUAGUUACGUAAAUACCUGUGAUUGUCCCCACGGCUCCAGUUCCACAACAAUGUUGGGAAACAUUAGAUUUCCUACUGCCCAGGAGGCUUUACCAGGAAGAAGUGAUGCCCUACAAGUAGCGGAUAAACAUAUGGUAAAUGGGAAUUCAACUCUGGAACCAUUCCCAGAUGGCCUAGAAAUUGCAGUGUUUGGAAUGGGCUGUUUCUGGGGUGCAGAGCGCUUGUUUUGGAAACAGGAGGGUGUCUACUCCACUCAGGUGGGAUUUGCAGGAGGGCACACCCCCAACCCUACUUAUAAGGAGGUCCGCACAGGCCUCACUGCACAUGCUGAGGUUGUCAGAGUUGUAUUUGACCCCAAAGUGAUAACUUAUAAGGUGCUACUGAAGCUUUUCUGGGAAAACCAUGAUCCUACAGAAGGUAUGAAGCAGGGAGAGGAUGUUGGCACUCAGUACCGUUCAGUAAUAUUCACCUAUGGAGAAAACCAGAAAGAUGCUGCUCUGCUGUCUAGAGAGGCCUUUCAAAAGAUCAAUAAGACACUAGCGCAUAGAUUGCUUUACACAGUGCCUAUACACUGGCUGAUGCCCAAGGGCAGUGAUCCCCAACCAACAUGUUGCUCACCAACCCCUUGGAUGUUGCUCUCAGUGCCCCCAAACCAGGUAGUUAUUUUUGAAUUCCUGACUUGGUGGCAAGUUUUGGUUGAAUAAAAACAAGAUUUACUACCAAAUAAAGCCACCUGUGAGCUGAAAGUGUGCAUAGAGGCUGCCUAAUAGCCAAUCACAG
Messenger RNA from Xenopus tropicalis (tropical clawed frog), 1206 nucleotides. RefSeq names its product methionine sulfoxide reductase A, gene 2 (gene msra.2). NCBI's taxonomy places the organism in Eukaryota, Metazoa, Chordata, Amphibia, Anura, Pipidae. Gene Ontology annotation, molecular function: peptide-methionine (S)-S-oxide reductase activity; L-methionine (S)-S-oxide reductase activity. Bases 477 to 1130 code for a protein of 217 amino acids. The record is from RefSeq and is a predicted model, not a curated record. The transcript is spliced from 6 exons.